CCCAGCACACAAUCGAUAACGAGCCGUUACCCGGAUAAGCGCCUCGCAAACAAGGAUGAUCCUCGUAUGAGAAACUGUGUAAUUUUUUCCGAACACUCGAGAGAACAAACGCGCGGGAAGAUAAUACUCGCUUCGCGCGCACACCUAUGACCGCCUUAAUGAACAACAUAGAUCCAAAUACAAUUAUAAUUGAAUCUCAGGCUCAAGUUCAUCCGGAUAAGGCCGCUAAUUACAAGCGCGAACUUGUUAACGAGCUUCUUAUUUUUUUUUUUUACGAGUAUAUAGAGUAGAGAAAGUGCAUCAUUAUUAUGUGUGUGUGCGUGUGUGUGUGUGUGUAAAAACGUUUCAGUUUUCCGGAGGAUGACGACAGACGACUGAUCGCCGCUGUGAUAACUAAGGAUUAUGGAGGGACAACGACGUGGUCACCCGCAGCAGGUGAUGUCAUUUAUCGCCGAGUCUACCGGGGGUGUCUCCUCCGAUACGGAUCAUCACUACAGCGGCAGUCCGCUCAGUUUGAGCGUUUCCAUACCCGAGCCCGGACACGAGAUUCUCAAGCCGAAACCUCGAAGAGAAGAAGCUAUAUCGGCAUGUCCGGGUGAAAUGACGUGCACCGCCGGGGCCAUCAGCGAGUGUGGCUGCAUCAUAUGUCUGGAGCUGAGCAACGACAAUUCGGAUGAACGAGAGGAUCUGGAAGUGCCAGCGAUGAGGACCGGCGAAUCGAGCAAUUUCAUCCUGCGCCGAGCUUUGCCUCUGGUCGUUAGGGAGCCCACGAAGGAGUGGCAGGAAGAAGCGGCCUCGGACCCCGAGCCCGAGCCGACUCCCCCGCAGCAGCAGCAGCAGCAGCAGCAGCAGCACAAGACGGUUAUCUAUUUCGGCGACAGCGCGGAACGAUCGCGGGAGAACAAUAACAGCAGUGGCAAGGAGAACAAAGACUUUUGGAAGGACGAGCCGGAUUUCGUGCUGAGCCUCAGCCCCGGCCCGGAAGACGCGCUGAGGAUCGAGCAGCAGGAUGAGGAGGAGAGUUGCUUCAAACCGGACUGGAGCUUUGUGCAGCAGUGGAGACUUAGGGGGCCGGCGCAUGGAUCGAGCAGCACGAGGGAGCUGUACGCCGGCUACGGUAAGAUGGUAGCGGAGCGGGACACGGACAGCCUGGCGCCGACCCCGACGCCGCAUCACUCGCACCAGCAGCAGCAGCAGCAGCAGCAGCAGCAGCUCUGCGAAUUGCGAGCUCGCCGAGCCGAGAGCUCGUCGGACGAGAACAGGUCGUCGGGCCACGCGAGCAUGUCCAGCAGCGGCUCGCCGGCGCGACGUCACCAGCAACUCGGCUGCAGGGAGCUGAGGAGCUCGGGCAGCGGUUUGGAGGACAUCAAGCUGGCGAUUCAGCAGCUGACGAUGCGCUCGCAGACCUCGAGCUCGACCUACUCGUCUCUGUCGGGAAUGUCCUCGGUCGCGGGUGGACGCAGCAGGGCUGCCCUGCAGAGGCACUCGAGCCUCGAGACGGUGAACACCAACGCGAGCUGCAGUGCCGCGGACGAGUUCGUCUGGCUGGACUCGCAGAGCAGGCUGGUCGAGCUGCAACAGCCGCCCUGGUCGCAGCAGGACGUGCUACGCUGUCUGCAGCAGGGCAGGGCGAGAGAGCACCUGGCCAGGCUGCACAUGGAGACGCUGCCGAGGUUGUCGUAUCUGCUGCAGAGAGCCCUGGUGAGGCUAGCCCGCGAGUGCCAGAGACUGAGUCGGCCGCUGGGCCUGUGCAGCAAGCACGAAGUCUGCAGCGCUUUCAGGAUUCUUCUGUGCCCUGCCUUGGCGGACUCGUGCAUCAAAGCCUGUCUGAGAGCCGCGGCUAUUUACGCGGUGAGCCUGAGACAGCCCGGUGAACAGCUGCGUCAGAGCAAGGCCGAGAGAGCUGGACUGCAGAUGCCCGUCGGCAGGUUUCUCAGCUGGAUGAGCGCCGAGGUCAGGCUGGGUCGAAUGGUACACGAGUACGCGGCGGUCUACCUCGCGGCCGGAGUGGAGAAUCUUCUGGAGGAGAUGGUGCUGCAGUGUCUGCAGACCUGCGCCGACGCUGGGGGACAGCUCACCGCGAGCUUGCUCGAGCACGCGAUCGCCAAUAGCCCGGAUCUCUGGGGUCUGCUUCAGCCGUACGCUCACCUCAACGCCGGUCGACUUGCCUCAGGUGCCCUGGCGAUGCCUCGUUGGCCAAGUGCCAGUUCGCUCGGCAGCUCGUCCACCUCUUCCCAGUCGCAUCCUAGUAGUCUCGAGCCGUCGCUUCUGACGACCUGCGUUGGGUCCCUGCAGGAGCUCCAGGAUCUCGUUGCCAAGCUAUCCCGUUCGGCUCGUUGUCCUUUGCCACUGACGAGCAAGGCCCUCCAUGUCUUGUUUUACUACAUGCGUUGCUCUCAGUUGGAACACGCCGAGCGCGCUUCCGGGAUCCAGGAGCUGGCAUACGAACGCGCCUACGUCGUCCUGCCACCGCUGGUCGAGUGGCUGCGCGUCGCGGGUGCCCACGCCGAGCAUCGCCACGCCCAGUGCAUCGAUCACGACGACAUCGGUCAAGCGGCGAGGUUACUCUUGCCUGGCGUCGAUUGUCCAGUUAGGCCGAUCUCAUUCGAGCAAGUUACUCCGUUCGCCAGUUCAAAGAAAAUCGAUGACAAGGAAUACGUUCGUCGUUUCAGUAUGGAAAUGGCUUUCAAAUUGUUGACCAGCGGUCGACCUGAAUUAAUAUCUCAAGCACUCGGACUCUUGCCAGCCACGAAAAUCAAUACCAUCAACGAUAACGGCUUGACCGCUCUCAUGUUGGCCUGCAUCAACGGAGAUGAAAGCGCGGUUAUCGCUCUCGUCGAUGCCGGUGCCGAUCUAAACGUAGAAACCCCGGCUCCUAGUUAUGGUCAGUCUUCUGCGACGACGGGGAACACGGCGAUGGCUACUCCUUCGAGGCAUGUCACUUGUCAAUCGCCAUCAGCAUUAACUCCGAAUAAGAAUAUGAACUUGAACGCUUCGUCGAGCUCGUUGAGCAUCAGUUCGAAUCAGAAUAACAAUUACCAUACUCAAACUAGUCCACCUAUGGGAUUCUACGCGGAGACUCAGCAUUGGACAGCGUUGACUUACACGGCACUGCUUGGCCAUUGCACUAUUGCCAGGAUAUUACUGGAGCGCGGUGCCGCUGUCGAGGGCGGCGCCAAGCAUAGCGAAGACGACAAGCCCACGAUAACUCCUUUGCAAGCGGCAACCGCUUCUGGAAACACGGAAAUGGUUGCGCUGCUCUUGGCUCACGGAGCUCAGCCUUUUCUCUCGACUCUGAUCAAAGACACUUUUUCUUACUCCGGCUCUGCGCAACGUGGAUGCUACAGCGCAAUUUCCGUGGCAACAGCUCACGGGCAGAGAAACGUUCUACAUCAGUUAUUGUCCCAUCCUCUCAAUUUCUCGGCAAGACGAGGGGAGAAGGAAGUACUUUCGCUUGAGGAGAUACUUGCUGAAGGAAAUGCUGGCACAGUUCCGCAGCAUGCGGUCGACAGUCGAGCGAAUCAAAGGGACGGAAAUGAAUCAGUUUUCAGCAAAGUUCAAAUGAAAGCACUUCAAGAGGCAAUGUAUCACAGUGCCGAAAGCAAUCAUCUAGAUAUAACUAUGGAACUCCGAGGAUUAAAGGUCUCUUGGACAUUACACUGUUGGAUGCACAGUCUCUUGACCGCUCAUGAGAGACGUCUCGAUUCCGUUAUUGAUCAACUCCUUCAAGACUUCCUUCAAGUUUGUUCCGAUGAUUAUUCGACACAAUUCGUUCAGGAGUGCCUCCCUUUACUAUUUAAUAUUUUCAGACAUAGUAAGCAAAAAGAGGGAACAACAUUAUUGCUAGCCGAUAUAUUUUGUACGUGCUUCGGUUGGGAAGCGAUAAAACCUAUUAAAGACGCUACCCUUUCCAGUGGAUCUAGAAUAGAUCCGAAAUUUGUGAAUAAUCCUGAAUUAAGCGACGUGCAAUUCCGCGUUGAAGGUAGAGUUUUUUAUGGCCAUAAAAUUGUUCUUGUCACCUCAUCGCCAAGAUUCAGAAACAUGCUGAGCUCAAAAUUAUGCGAGGGCAAUCCUCCCAUCGUACAAAUCAACGACAUUCGUUAUCACAUAUUUCAGCUGGUUAUGGAGUUUUUAUACCAUGGAGGUUGCGCCACUUUACAAGUUAAUCAAAACGACGUGUUGGAAUUAAUGGCAGCAGCUAAUUUCUUUCAGCUGGAUGGGUUAUUACGAUUCUGCGAAGUGCAGUGUUCGGCGGUUGUUGAUCUUGACAAUGUCGUGUCCAUGUAUAUUCAUGCCAAGGUCUAUAAUGCAGUACAGCUCUUAGAGUACUGUCAAGGAUUUCUACUUCAAAAUAUGGUUACCCUUCUCACGUAUGACGAUUCCGUGAAGAGAUUAUUGUUUGCUAAAAAAUUACCAAAUCAUGAUGUUUUAGCAGGACUUCUUUCUACAUUACAGGCAAGAAUAAAAGCCAGAAAACCGCAAAAUACGAAGUGAACUGAUAGCGAUUGUUAAUUCUUAAAUGUGAUGAUAAUCAAGAUAUAUUGUAUAUAAUAUUUUUAUUCCUGUGCACAUAUCUUAAGCAUAUGACUGAUUUUGCUAUACUUUAAAGUUAUGUUUGCAAGCUUAAACGAUUAUAAGUGAUAAUGCUGUUAAUUUCUUCUUAAUUUUUGUAUUUAUGACCAAGUUUCACGAAUCGUUAAGCUUGUUGCAAUGAAAUAUUAAAACUGAAAAAUACAAAACUGUUGUAUAGCUGUAGAAAAUUUUUAUAAUUUUAUUGACUGUCGGAAAAAGUACUAAAAAUGCGUGCCUUAUUGUUAUACCAAGACACGUGCAACAAGUGAUGUAUUUAAUUUUAAAUGUUUGUUGAACUUUGAAAAUGCACUUAUUUACGUAUGUAUGAGAUAUCAACGUUCCAAUAAUUAGAUAUGGCAGCAACAUUCAGAAGCCACUGUUUUUUAAUCCAGUUUCUGAUAGUUACUUUUAUUGUACGAUUGUUUUAGUGUACAAAAGAAUAUUUGUUAUAUUUGAUUUCUUUGACCAUCGAGUAUUACAAACAUCUUAUCACUUAAAUGAUAAUAAUAUGUAAUUCAAGCUUUUCUUUCGAGUGAAGUUUCAAUUUUGUCGUGUAUCGUAAAUUUUCUCUUGCCAUAGCUUUGCACGGACAAAGAAAACUGUUUUUAGCUAUUCAAAUCCAAGCUUUCUUUUUGUUAUAAGAUUUUUUACGAUCUAUUUGUACAAAUAUACAUAGACAUUUAAAGUAUAUAAUAAUAAUUGUUUCAUGAUUAUAUCAUUAUUCAUUAUUUAAUGUCAUUUAUUAUUCGGAACGAUAUCAACCAGUUGUAUAUACAAUUUUUUCUCCAAUUUUUUUGUAAUAUUUAUAGUAAUAAUAAUAGUGCAUAGUAAUGGACUUCUUGGAAUCUGGAAUCCUUAAUAUUUAUAAUGUUUAAGAUCUGAUUGGGCCUUUUUUUUAAUAGAAAACUGGCUGUCUCAAUCAUGGAAUAUAAUUUUCUUGCCAUUGGCAAAAUAUUCAACGUGACAAACUAAUUAGCAUGAAAUAUAUUUUCUUAAAAUAGUGAUUGAUCACAGCACAACUUGUGAACAUUCUUUAUAGUCCUUUGUAAUAAUCGCAUUUGUUGGCGAUAUACAUGAUUAUGUAGACGUUCUAACGCUUUUUCAAACGAUAUAAAGCUUUUGUUUACAUAUUUUUUUGGAUCUUAAGUAAGAAUGUUAAAAAAUGAAACGACCUGUACUUUUAACCGUUCUCUUUGUAUAAAUGAUGUCUUCAAUUCACAAUAUAUAUAGCUAACACAGCAUAACUUACUUUAAUUUUAUUAAUAUACAAAUAAUAGAGGCAUUUUAUUAAAAUUUUAUCACAGUAUUGAUAGCCAUUAAGAAUCUCAUUGCUUCAUGGAUUAAUGACCGACGACAAAUUUCAUAGCUAUACUAUUCUCAGAACGGCUAUCAAUUUCUGUCUAUAACAAAAUUAUGACUGAACAAAUGUAGCUUCCGUAAAAUAGUAAAUAUUAGACUUAACACUCAACUAAUUUGCAUAUUUCAAUUACCAAAGUGUUCUGAUUAUUCAAUUCUCUCGGAAUAGAAGCAAUUCGUUUGUAUAAUUAUUAAUUUAAUGUAUUAAGUGAUUGGUAUAAAAAUUUAAAAAUCAUUGAAUAUUCCGAUAAAAAGGGCAAAUUAUCUUUUCUGAAGAAAGGUUGUAUGUAUAGACACUGUUUGAACUUGUUCAUAUGAAAUAUUGGUAAUGACUCGAUGUUUAAAAUGACCAAUUUCUAUAAAGUGAAAAGCAAACAGCCACCAUAAAUCAACAAAGAAAUCUGCCAUUAUUUAGUUCGUUACGACUAAUAAUGGAAUUAAAUUCAA
Molecule: messenger RNA, 6375 nt
Organism: Nasonia vitripennis (jewel wasp)
Lineage: Eukaryota; Metazoa; Arthropoda; Insecta; Hymenoptera; Pteromalidae
Gene: Abtb2
Product: ankyrin repeat and BTB (POZ) domain containing 2
Exons: 11
Coding region: 403-4494 (1363 amino acids)
Molecular function (GO): protein heterodimerization activity
Source: RefSeq, a predicted model, not a curated record